Molecule: messenger RNA, 336 nt
Organism: Necator americanus (New World hookworm)
Lineage: Eukaryota; Metazoa; Nematoda; Chromadorea; Rhabditida; Ancylostomatidae
Exons: 1
Coding region: 1-336 (111 amino acids)
Source: RefSeq, a predicted model, not a curated record
AUGCGCGUGCCCUUCAAGAACGAUCUACAGUACUUGAAUUCUUAUUUGGAAGAUCCCUCGUCCCAUUGUGUGAGACGACGAUCGACGGCUUCAACGACGUACUUGUCCUUGGACUGUGUGUCGGCGUUUUUCCGAAAAGAAAGUGGUUGGCUGGUGGUGGGUGAGUCAAGGCAGCCAGCCAGCCAGCCACCACAACCUGUUCCUCCUCCUCCUCUCUUCACAGCUCGACAUGAAAUAAGACGUACACGACGUCGUACCACGACGCAUGCAUACUCACCGCCGGAUCUCAUCACGAUGCGAAGCAAUCAAGCAACCAACGUACCGGGACGAAACUAA